This is a messenger RNA of Macaca mulatta (Rhesus monkey), 9231 nucleotides long. Lineage: Eukaryota; Metazoa; Chordata; Mammalia; Primates; Cercopithecidae. The record is from RefSeq and is a predicted model, not a curated record.
UGUCACCAUUAGAAAUUAUAGCUCUUUUCAUAUUGCAUUAUGGUUGUUUCAGAUAAUAAAGAUACCAUUUAUGCUUAUCACUACUUCAGAUUUGUACUAGUGCUAGCUCCAUCACUAUGUGACAAGACCCAAUACCUUAAUAAACAAGUGCAUACAUUCCUAUGCCUCAAAUUUUUCUUUUGUUAAGACAACUGUACUUCAGUGUAAUUGGUUUUCUUGUUAAUCCUAUGUGUUGUAUUUCAUGCAUUUAAAAAUAUUAUUCCGAGCAAGUUUCAUCAGCUUCACAGUUGACUAAAUAAGUCCAUGGCACAUGAAAGGUUAAUAUUCCGUGGCUAAGAUCCUGUAGUUGUGGCAUGCGACCUCCACCUGGUGGCAGCAUACUCCUUACAGGUUAAAUUCUAUAACCAACAGUUGAGAAGAACUUUAAAUACUUGAGCGGUUUUCAAACAUUUUUUAUUACAGCCCACAAUAAGAAAUAGGCUUUCCAUCAUAACUGAGUACACAUUUACUUACAUUUCACAAAACAAUUCUUGUUCUUACCAUAUGACACAUUGAUAUUUUGUAUUACAUUCUAAUAUUCUCUUCAGCUCUCUUUCAUUAAAAUAAAAUGCUGAUUGCAACACACUGAGCUGUAACACACUAAAGUGCACUCUUUUACAUCCUAGGAAACCAUCUUUCAACAUGCUUCACAGUUUAUUAUCCAGUAAACUUCAUUUUGGUCUCCCACACAUUUUCAGGAACGUAAUACCUGCAUUUUAAAUAACUGCCAUGUGGGAAUUUUGCUGUCCUCGUGGAUCUUCAUAUCUUGCCGCAAGGUUCAAACAAAGAUACAAGCUGGUUUUCUGAACAGAAGAAAGAGGAUAAUAUUAUCAAGACUUUGCUGUCAUUAUUUUGCAAAGAAUACCUGGUGACCUAAAGUUGAGGAAAGGAAGGCACAAGGUUCUGUAUGACGGGAUUUAUCAUUCAGGAAGUCUGUUUACUGUUAAAAGAAACCAUUGAUUCAAGAGUUCAGGAGUACUUGGAAGUUCGCAAACAGCACAGGCCAUCAAAUGCAGAAUUCACAAGAUCCAGUCCCUUGUCCUUAAAAGGUUAUGGCUUUCAAAUCACAGCCUAUUUCCUCAAGAGAGGGAUACGUCUUCGCUGCAUCAGGAGCUCACAGAAUGCUGAACUCCAUGUAUUCCCUGACAGAUUUGUGGUUUGUGUCAGUCAGCUUGCAUUCAGUCGUGAUCUUUUAGCAAAUCAGAAUGAAGGUUUGACAGAAAGAGUUCUCCAUGGAGUGUCUGAUUACUUUGCUGAGUGUGCAGAGAGUUCACUUCCUCCCAGUGCAAAGCUCCGGAGAAAUGCUCUGAAAGAAAUUGUGAAAAGAACUGAAACAAAAAGCAGCAUCACGAGCAAAUCACAGACCAGAAGAGACACUGUGGAAACAUCUAGUAACUCAGUGAUUGCAGAGAUAGCAAGGAGGAGGAAUGAUGGUCAGGCUUCCUCCAGUCCCGCAUCAGAAUCCACGGGACUAGCAAAGGAUUACAUAAAGGCAGCUGAGAGCCACUGGGGGCUUCCUGUUCAAAAGCUGGAAAAAGUUAAUCAGACCCAGCCAGAAGUCACUAGUGGCCAGCAAAAACCUCAUCCUGGGGAGCGGUUAAAGACAGGGCUUCUAAGUGGGAGCCCUGUCUGUAGCUGUGAGUCAGCAUCACCAGGUCCAAAACAAAGUCCACGAGUGGCCAAAACCCAACAGAAACGCAGGAACUGCAGCUCUGCGGAAGACUUCGACCACCGCAAGAGAGUUUCUCUUGGAAGUGAUCGAUUAGUCCCAAGAGAAAUAAUAGUGGAAAAAAGCAAAGCUGUCAGGGUUUUGCCAGCUUCAGAGUUGUCAGAUCCAGGGUUACUUUUGAAACAAAAUUUGGCAAACACCACGUCUAAGGAAGAGUUGCAUGUUUUGGAAAGUCUCUCCUCCAGACAUCUUAUGAAAAAUAACCCAGGGCAGGCACAGCAAACCGGCUCAGCCACAAACACUGAAAGAUUAUCUACAAUUCAGAACAGCCCAACCAAGAAAAGAAAGAAAUACGAAAGAGUCCAUUAACACCAAAGAGGAUUGUACCGUUGGAGUUGAGGACAUAGUGGCCAGACCUGUGACAAGAGAGCUGCGUGUAUAGAUGCCGGGAUUUUAGAGGAAUUAAUUAGAAUGAUUACAUAGGAAGUGUGUUAUCUGUGUUAUGGCUAUGGUUUGUUUUCAAAGCUUCAAACCAGGAGGCUAUAUGCUUGUUCUAACAGCGUUGCUUCUUUAUCAUUAUAUUUUAUGACUGUCUUCAGAGAAUUAGUAUAAUGACAAAGAGCCAUCCCCCUUGUCAGGGAGGAGACUGUGCAAGGACUGUAUGAAGAAACUGAUCAUGAGCCCCUUCUUGGCACAUCACUGUGCAGAGCACACAAUGGACCAUGCAAAGACAGUGCCACUCACCUCCAGGGAUACAAUCCAUCCUCCUGCUCCUCAGCCUGAGUAGGAGGGCAGUGGAGCAACAGGCUGGUGGUUCUUAGCGUGUGGUCCUGGACCAGCUUGGCUGUCUGGAAAUGUGCUAGAAAUGUGGUUAUUGGGCCCUGCCCCAUGCUGAGUAACUACCUUUGGGUGAUUCUGAAACAUGCUUGAGUUUGAGAACCACUGGACUAAUAGAACGCUCCCUGGUGCUUCGUCCAACCUGGCUGCCAUGGCCUCCAGCUCACCAGUUGGGGCCAGAUGUGCACAUGCAUCCCCUCGGACUCCCUCAAACUUGUAAAACGCUUGGGUUUGGUGUAUGGGCCACUCUCUUCCCGAGUUCUACUGUAUGGUAGCCAUGGCAUCCACGAAGGUGUUACCCUUAUAAUUGUUGAAGUUGAUGGGCGAUUCUGCCCAACUUUAGGGAAGACAUCAGAGAGGCUCGUUGUUGCCUGUAGCUCAAGCAUGGCCCAGUCCCUGCUCUUGCGCCCACCUCCAGGAUUUUGGUUUGGGGCAGACUAGAACCUAAUGGGAACUCAGUUAACAGUUUCCAGUUUCCCAGUUGGAAGGCUUCACAGGCAGUUCAAAUUUCAAGACAGAGCCUUCCCUUUACAAUGUCACCCACUGUCUCCAGUGGGCUUGCUGAAAUGUCACAUAGUGAAUUAUAGCAAUGACUUAUUUUGGAUGGACACCUGCUAAAAAUUUCCAAUAACCGAAUUUCAUUCUAAAAUAGGAAAGAAACAAUAUUCAAGGUCUAUUCAUUCAAUACAUCUUUUUUUUCUGUUCAACAUGGGGUGGUCCUUUGAAAUAGCACCUCCCCUAAGUAAUAAGGAAAACCAAGUAUAUUCCCUAAAGUGUUGAAGUUAGCAGAAAAAUCACCUAGAAAAGCCCAACAAAAUGAAGAGAAUACAGAAACAGGCAUAGUAUAGGUUCAUGCUUGAGAUGGAUUAGUAGUUUAUUCCAUCUCGUUCUGUCCUUCCCCACACCUCCUGUCCCCACUUGUUGAGACUCCGUAAGACUCAUGAAGCAGCAGCCAUAUUUCAUGGCAACAUUUUGGAUCAGGAAAUUCCAUCUUGGUCACCAAGUUUGACUGUGGUGGUAGAUACUGUUACUCUGAUAUUCCAAACCCUGCCUAAAAACCUGUUCCUAUCCCAUGAUCCCAGCCUAACCAACACUACUUGAAAUGGCCCUGCCUACUGGUGUCCUGUCUUCUUCCCUCUUGGCUUUUUUCCUACUCCCAGCAGAACCCAGUCAAGGGAUUCUGUAGAAGAGGGAGCCCAACAGAAUACUAGCUUCAAUGGAGCUGACUCUGCUUAUGCAAUAGGGUUGGGCUGCACAGAGUUGAAACCCCCUGAGUACUGGGUAGAAUGUGCAUUUCCAUGGCCCACCGUAGGCCUCUCUCUUAGAGCAAACAGUAUUCUAGGUGUGCUCUUUAUUGAACACAGGACCACAGUGUAUCAUUGAAUCUUCUUAAACAGAAGCAAUUAGAAUGAUUUAUAUAUAGGGAGGGCACAAGUAAUAAAUAACCCAGGGGAUAGACCAAGAAGCAGCUCUCUGGAAAAGAGUCUGGAAUUAAAAAGACAGCUGUACUAGAACAAUACCCACUGCCUGCUCCAGAACUAGGGGGGAGAUAUUUGAGCUGGAGCCGCCAGAGAAAAUUUCUAUUGAGAAGUUUUUAUUUGUUUGUUUUGUUGGGUUUUUUUGUUGUUGUUUUUGUUUUAUUCUAAUCUUUCCCUGAAGUAUCACUCUGGUAUUGAGAAAUUUUUAUUUCAUUAGCUAACCUGGGCUUGGUGGUUAAGGCUAAUACUUGUACUUAGAAUGAUUCUCUGUCAAGAAAAGUCUUGACUUUAGAGUUUGUUAUAUUUGGGGAUAUAACAAUUACUGUGAUCUAAGAGAGAAAAUAGCACCUCCGGUUGUAGAUAGCUGUGGUUUUCCUCACAGCCCUCACAUCCCUUCAUGUAAAAGGGAUUUUAACAGGAUUUACAGAGGGAAUGGCUCUCAGUUCCCACACUGUGACAUGUGCUUGAGGAAUUUUGCCUUUAAGCAUUUUUCUUGCCCGUGGUUGAAACACCCCUGGAUCUCUUGUUAUUUGAGUGGUUGCGUGAUUCUUUGGAUAUUUGGAAGUACAAAGGGGUAAAUGGAUGCCAGGGGAUUUUUGUUGUUGUGGCUUAUUAGGUAGGAUAUGAAGAGUUCUCACUGUUGGGAAUGGUAUGUGUUUUGACAUUCUUAAUCAUCUUCAUAAUUUGGCAUCUGAAAGUCUGAAACAGUGUCAGUAUUCUUCAUCAAAAAGAACAAGUUCUUCAACCACUUACCUAGUACCCCAAAUUAUAUUCAAGUCCCUGUGACUCCAGUGCUUGGAGAAGUCAUUCAUCUGAUUCAAUUAAUGUUACACUUUGAAUUUCCUAACUUUCUCAGCGGCAUGGAUUCUAAGCCACUUCCAUGUGCUUUCAGGUGGCAUCUUAAUAGAUUGGUGUUGAGGUUAUUUUAAUGUCCAUAAACAAGAAAGGUCUGGAAACAAUCUGUAUUAUUUUUCUUUCACAUUUUCUUAUCUUUGCCACUGGAGGUUAACUGUCAUCCAGAUAUGAAUAUGAAUUGUGAAAUGCAAAGGAGCAAACAUUUGGGGGUAUGGGAGUAAGUGCUGCAGUUCUUUUUUUCACUGAUUUUAAUACUAUAGAAGUGUAUUUCAUUUUAUAAAAAGCAAGAAUCAUAAAAACCCUCUGUAAAUUGAUUUAUGGAGAAUAUAGCUUAUCUCCGAAGUAUCUCAAGAUAUAUCUUGGGGACCACAAUGCGAUCACAGUGUUAAUUGUUUGCUGUUGGUGUCAUGUUUGGAUUUUAGCAUGGAUUGUUAUGCAUAUCAGUGGCCUUUGAUUUCAGAAAGAGCUUAGCGAGGGCAGAACACAUAAGGAAAGGAAACCUCUGCUCAAGGGAAUGACCUGGGAUCACAAUGUCGCCAUUCCCAAUUUCCUUGAAUUCCUUCUUGGCAGGCCCUACUGUAAUAUUUCCACAAAACUGUAAUGAGUGGCCCUUCUUUGGAGGUAACAGAUGCCUUUCCUAAGAACUCAAAAUUCUCUUCAGCGUGCUGUGACUUGAAUAUGGAAAUCAUUUUAAUUUCUUCUUUUCUCUUAUGAGGAAAUUUCCAUGCUUGGUUUGUCAAGAGAGUUCAUUCCUUAUUAUUGAAACAUUAAUGAAUUGAAACACGUUGAAGCAAGUAAAAAAUCAAAAUUAGGUUGGUUUAUUUUAAAUAGUUAAAAGUCUUCCUUAGUACAAAAUAAAUUAAGCAUUGUAAAAUGAAGUUAAUUCAGGUAAUUACUCAGUACAGAAAUCUAAUCAUAUAUAUCAUUGGUAUUGCAAUUUAAGGGUAUAAUUAAAUUCUCAGAAAUCUGCAGGACUUCCUCUAAUUUGGUUUCUCUAUUUAUUUAACAAGACAGGGAACAAAUAUGUGUCAAUGUGCAGCUUAACAGAGGGGACUUGAAUGGAUAAAAUUAUCUUUAAUAAUCUAGAGCUACCCAGUACUGGGCUUGAAUUUAAUCAUAUUCACAUGUUUCCUUUGGCAGCAUAAUAUUACCAUACACCAUAUUACCUUAUAAUUGCCAUUACAAUUCCUUAUCAAAGAUGUUAAUUCUUUGCUUGAGCAAAAAAUCAGUAAACCAUAUGUCUGACCCUAAAGUAUUUGAUCAGGGAACAGAAGGUGUGAAUUGGACAGAUUCCCCUAAUAACUUUCUUCAAUCAAGUUAGAAAACCAAAAGCUAUGUAAGUCACCAGGAGAGCUCUUUUUCCCUUAUCUUCUCAUUUGUUUUGUUUUCAACUGUUUAAAUAGUUCAAGUGGUUGUGCAUGCCUAGGGGAUGAAACUUACGUAGUAGAAACGUACUGUUUUAUGAAUAAAGAGUAAAAUUGUUUUUAAAAAUUAGUGUGUAUCACUUCUGUUCUUCAAAAAUAAGUGAAUUAACCCCAAGAAAUACAUAUUCAAAAAUGCCCUUUUCUAGACAGCUAUUUUAAAUUAUGCUCUAUUUAUAAGAAGUGUUUGUGUUUUAUUUGUUGAAAUAAUUCUGCAGUUUUGAAUACUAUGUAAAAUAAUCAGAGGAGCUUUCCAUUUAACCAUUGGCCUUCAGGAUGUAAGUAUUGAAAACUCAGCAUGAAGCCUUUGGAUUAAAUUGACCCAUCAGUUAUUGGGGUGCUCCUUACAGUGUGGACUUGCUCCCAAUUCUGCUCCCAGCUAUGAGCUAAGAUAGACGUCUUUGGCAGGAUUAAACUAUGGCACUUUGACUCCUUUCCAAGGAUCUUGACAUUCCCCAAGUAGAUUCAUUUGUAUUUUCCAAGUGAAUCUACUCUUUACUCAGAACUGAUGAAGUCCUGGGCUGACUGUCUACACUGCCUUUUAUUUCAGUACUGCAGGUUUCUCUAGUUUUGUACAUAACUUUUCAGAAGGAGUUCAGUCAGGUUGGAAUAAUACAUUUGAAUAGCUGUGCGUGCAAUGCUGAGAACCUCUGCAGUCGAUGAGGCGUAGCUCAUUUCUUCUUAGUGUUUUGGUCAUGGUGGUCCGCCAUCUGGCCGAACCCACAGGAAAGACGCCCUGCCCUGGACAUUGGGGCUGGGCCUGGGAUCUGGGGACUGCCCAACAGCAUGGGGCUGCAAGCUGCAAUCCGUGGGUCCAGGCUGCUGCUUUGCCACUAGUUGGUUUUACAUGUUUUGGUACAAGUCAUGUAACCACCCAGGCCUCAGUUUCUUCAUCUGUCAAAUAAAAUUAUCUCUAAUAUUUUAAGUGCCAAACAUAGCUUUUAGUGCAUCGGGAUGAACAUUCCCAUCCCAUGUAUUAAUGUCUCCAUCUGUUUGAAAAUGGUUCCCUACACUGGCCACCUACUGGGGUCACCUGGAUAGCUCCUAGUUCAGUCAGAAUCCCUGAGGUUUGGCCUGGGCGUUGGUAUUUUUAAAGCUCGUCAAAUGAUGAUUCUCAGGAGACACCAUAGUUAAGAACUAUUGUUUAAAAAUGUGGUGUGUGCGUGUAAAUAGCAGAUGUUAAAAGAGGGUCCGCUGAGUAUUCUUUAGAAGAGGGGCUUUCUGCAAAUCAGGAGUGUACCUACUUCCAAGUAAAUGAGUAGGAAUGGCUUCGGGGACAAGGUGUCAGUCGACAGUCAUACAUUUUAAUCUUACAAAGAGAUGUGUUUUGUUUUCUUCUGAAGGCCCCUCUGCAUUGGUUCUGCUGCUUUAGAACCUACACAUCCCAACACACCCCUCAUCUUUGCCAACAUUGAGAAAUUGUUACCCUCGUUCAGAAGAUGGGUCUUUAAAGCACCUAAAUAAUUGUCUGAAAUUUUUACAUAAACCUCUGGGGUUUGCCUUUGAUCAUGAUCAUUAAUAUCAUUAAUAGGCUCUCUAAAAGUGCGUGUGAAUCUCAAGUUAGCAUUUGGCAGGGCAGUGGAAGAAUGAACGCUUUUAAAAUAGUUUGGCUCAGAAAGUGCAUCUGAAAUAACCCUGUGGGAAAAUCAGGAGAAUUUCUCAUCCUCCAAAGGAUUACCUAGGAUGAGAUACUGACCUUGUAUUUUAAGUUCAGUUGCAUUUCUUAAAACCUCAUUCAUUACCCAGCCUGAUUUAUUUUAGGAGUGAAGUAGGCUGUGGGAGGGGGCUAUAUAAUGAUGUAUGGUUUUUAUGUUUGCUUUUUGUUUUCUGCACAGUUCCCAAAAGAUUUUUAUCAUAACGUGUGUAUAUAUGUCUUAAAAAAAAAAAAAAAACAGCUUCUUCACAAGAUUUACUAUGGCUUUUCUCUCAGAAAUUAGAGCUGAAGAAUUCUCUCCUCUUCAGGCUCUAAGGCGAUCAAACCCCAGAAGGCUGAGUGUGUGCGGGGUGAGCAGAGCGCUGACCUCUGCCAGGGGAGAGGUCAGUUCAGCACACAAGACUCAAAAGGGAGGAAGAAAAAGCAACUCCUCAGCAGGGAGUUUGACUUGCUUUAGGGCAGAAGAGCUUUUAUAAAUGAGUUCCCAGUCUCCCACGCCCUCUCGCUUGCACUUCUGUUACCAGUCCUGUUCUGCGCUUAGACACACACACACACACACACAGACACAUGCACACUCCCACCUCAUUUCCACUCGUUGCUUCACAUCCCUCUCUCCACCUGCCCCAGGAACAGUGGAGAGACUGACAGACCCUGCUCCAGAGGAGGCAGGUGAUGGAUUGACUGGGAAUUUUUCUAGGCCCAGCAGCUCCCAAGGCCUUUUCAGUUCCUCCUUCACACGCUUGACUGGUGAGAAGAACGCAAAAGGCUCUUUCCCAAACCCAGGGUGGGUGCCUGGGAAGAUGAAUACCAGCGCAUCCAUUCCUGUUGUCAGAGGGAGAGGUGGAAUGGUAAAUCAGGGCAGCCCUCAGCCAGGAGGUGGGAGACUGGGCUGGGUGUUUGGGAUGUGUCCCAGGAGGAGGAGCCUAGAGGGACCUUCCUGUCACAGCACUGGAGAAGGACCUUGUGAAGCAGCAACACUGCUGUAUUCAUAUAUUCUCCUUAAAAUGCUGCCCCAGUGAGCCUUGUCCCAGUGCCCUACUGCUUAGCACGUGGACUGUCUGCCUGUGGCAGAGCCUGGGGCAUCUAGAAAAGACUAUUCUCAGGUGGCUCUCCCAUGAAAAUGCCCCAUCAAUCUGAAGGCACUUGUAGGCAGCAGAGUUUUCUACCCCAGAGGUGUUGGGGAUCUGGGUUGCUUUGGGGUUCUUGUUUUGAUACCAACAAGCAUCUUCACCAGGAAUAACCUUCUAGAUUUCAAUAAAAUCACAAGCUCAAAGACAA